This is a messenger RNA of Caenorhabditis bovis, 996 nucleotides long. Lineage: Eukaryota; Metazoa; Nematoda; Chromadorea; Rhabditida; Rhabditidae. The record is from the annotation of a GenBank genome assembly.
AUGUUAUCAACCAGUUUUACCAAAUCACUUUUCAGGUACGUCAAAGUAUACGGAAAGGAUCUUUUGGAUUUGGUUUUUAUUUUGGAUGAAUGGCUUAAAGAAGAGCGAGUAUUGCCAUCGAAUCAGAUUAAUAUUUGGCAUCUUGCGCGGCUUCUUAUUCAGUUCGCAUUAGGUAAAGCACAAGGAAUGCGCAACAUUGAUUACAAUCGAAGAGAUAUGAUUUUGACUCCAGUCUUUCCGCAAAUGAUUUUUUCUUUGUCCGACGAACCUGAUCAACAAAUUGGAAGUGGAUUUGACAUCGGAAGUCUAAUGCUUGAAUUUUUGCGAUAUUUGGGAAGUCAAUCAAUUGCUUGCGCAUCCCAUCUCAACCUUCGCGUAUUUGAAGAUAAGAAAAUAAUCGAGCCAAUUUUAUUCAAAAGCUCUCAGUGGAUGCCGGUUCAUCAUGUUGCUUAUCGCGCAUUUCAUUCAAUCGCUGUUUCUGGGCGAUUUGAUGCUCUUCAUUUAUUAACGGAAAAUGAGGACGAGCACAUAUCGGAGAGUCGAGAUCCGAUACUCGUCAAUGAUUCUGUGUUUAUGAGCAAAAACUACAGUGAUACCCCGGUUACUAGACACUGCGUGCUUAAUUGUUUGAAAGAAUGGUCUGGUGUCAAAGAAAUUAUUACACGGGAAAACUCAGGUCGAAAAUCUGAACUUUCUUACGUUACUUCGGUCGGAACGGUUUUGGCGCGGCAACGAUUGGCUAGAUUACUUCUUCUCGGUGGGGAAACAAUUCGUGAUGCGAUUAACAGCAAUACAAUUCCAGUUGAAAAAAAUGAAGCUGAAAAGCUUAAGCCACGCGAUUUGAAAGACUCGAGCGCCAAUACAAAUUCGGGACCAAAAGUGACAACUCCAAAUGAAGUACCGAAAACUGCUGGUGGACCUGCUAUGGCUCCUCGGGAGGCUGAUGAUAACGAAACAAUCAAUGACGCGAAAUCAGAUUGGGGGGCUGUUCACUAA